This is a messenger RNA of Centruroides sculpturatus (bark scorpion), 1683 nucleotides long. RefSeq names its product nucleolin-like. Bases 92 to 1555 code for a protein of 487 amino acids. The record is from RefSeq and is a predicted model, not a curated record. The transcript has 9 exons. Gene Ontology annotation, molecular function: RNA binding. Lineage: Eukaryota; Metazoa; Arthropoda; Arachnida; Scorpiones; Buthidae.
UUGAUACGUUUAUGCUUUGUACGUGGUCUACGUUGGUAGCGUGUUUUUUCGUAUUCCACAUUUUUACUUCUUUUGUUUUAAAAUAGCUAAAAUGGUUGUACGUAAAGCCGGUGGUCCGAACAUAAGUAAAAAGAAGAACAUCGAGGAAGCCAAAAAAAUGGCAGAGAAGAAGAAACUAAUGAUGAAAGAAGAGGAAAGUGAAGAUGAAGAUAUGAGUGAAGAAGAAAGUGAUGACGAUGAUGAUAUGAGUGACAUUGAAGUAGGAAGUGACGAAAGUGAUGAAAGUGAAGAGGAAGAAGAAGAAAGUGAUGAAGACGAUGAUGACAGUUUAGAUGAAGAAGAGGAUACGAAAAAGCCAAAUAAAAGCAGAGAUUUAGGACAGUCAUUUGCAGAUAAGAGCAUGAAUAGCAAAACUCCAGUUAAAGCUUCAAACAAAACUCCUGCUAAAACUCCUAACAAAUUAACUGUUCAACAGAAUUCACAGAAAAAACAGAUUGAAAAUAAAACAGCCAAGACACCUAAACAACAAAAUGUUUUUCAAUCCAAAAUGGAAUUUUCUCCCUCGCCUAAAAAAAAUGACGAUAAUUUAAAAACGCCUGCUUCGCUGAAACAAUCAAAGGCUGCUGGUUCAGCAAAGAGAAAAGUUAUAGAAAUUGAAGAGGACGAUGAUGAUGAUGACGACGACGAUGAUGAUGAGGAAGAGGAUGAUGAUGAUGAUGAGGAGGAGGAGGAAGAAGAGGAGGAUGAGGAAGAGGAAGAUGAUGAUGAGGAUGAAAAAGAAGCACCAAAACUUGUAAAAGCUGUAGAACCACCAGCAAAAAAGGCAAAAAGUGAUGUACCUUCAAUAGAUUUAAAAGCAUCUGAAGAACAGAGGAGAAAAGAUCGAGAUAUUCGUUCUCUGUUUAUUCGAGGUUUUCCAGACGAUACCACCGAAGAAGAGAUAAAAACUUUAUCGUCUGAUAUUAUUUCUGUACGUCUCCCAGCAAAUAAAAAAAGAAAACGUCCUGGUAUGCAAGGAGGAUAUGCUUUUAUAGAAUUUAAGAGUGAGAAAAUAGCCGAAGAUAAUUUUUCGGUUCUUGAAAAAAAGAAAAUCAGAGGGAAAGAAUUGUUUGUUGAUUUUGUGGGUGCCAAAAGCAAAAACAAAGCAUUUGUAGACAGAACAAAGGAGAGAGAUCAGCGAAAUAUAAACAAACAGAAAUUAUUUGUUAGCAAUAUUCCUAACGAAGCCAACAUGGAAGAUUUGGGGAAAGCAUUUCCAGCAGCAGUGAAUGUAUAUCUUAAUUCAGGUGCAAACAGAACUGCUCAGAUUUCAUUUGAUAGUGAAGAAGCUGCAGCUGAAGCUUUUAAAAAGAAUUCCUCCUUGAAAAUAAAAGGAACUCCAGUUGUUGUUUUAUAUGCGCUAAUCAACAGUAAGCAUCACAAUAAGGGAAAAGGCGGAAGAGGUCAAGGUUCUCCAAGAAGACCGUUUCACCGAGGACAAGGAUUUAGGAAGUCUUUUAACAAGCAGAGGAAGCCAUCAAAACACAGUUUUGACGAUGAAGACGACGAUGAAUAACUCUUUCAUCUUUCAUUAAUGUCAUUACUGCAUUUUGUCUAUUCUGUAUGUGUAGUUGUUUAUAUGUGACAACACAUCCAUAAACUCUGAAAUUAUUGUAACAUUUAAAUAAAAAUCUUUUUAUCAAA